AUGUCUGGCAUUACCACCUCCACCGUCCCCGUUAAACUCAAACUCUCCGAUACCAGAAUCUCUCCUCUAUUCUCUUCUUCUGUUCCUCAUUCCCUCAGUUUCCACUAUUCUCCCUCCUACACCACCGUUCGUUACGGUUUUACCCUCCGCACUUCCGCCUACGGUAACAACUUCAGAAGACCACCACCUAAGAGAGAUGUCGACGAAGAAGAGAAAGCUCUUGACCUCUCCAAAAUUAGGUCGAAUACGGUUAGGCUUAUUGAUCAGAGUCAGAAUAUGGUUGGAAUUGUGACUCUUGAUCAGGCCAUUCAAAUGGCUGAAGAUGCCGAACUCGACUUGGUAAUAGUAUCCGCUGAGGCAGAUCCUCCUGUUGUUAGAAUAAUGAAUUACAGUAAAUAUAGAUAUGACUUACAGAAGAAGAAAAGAGAUCAGCAGAAGAAAAGUGCUGCUAGUCGGAUGGAUUUGAAGGAGCUCAAAAUGGGAUACAGCAUAGAUCAACACGAUUAUUCUAUACGUUUGAAAGCUGCACGGAAAUUUUUGGCCGAUGGUGACAAGGUUAAGGUCAUAGUAAACCUUAAAGGUCGUGAAAAAGAAUUCAGGAAUAAUGCUAUUGAGCUUAUUAAACGUUUUCGGAACGAUAUUGGGAAGCUUGGAACAGAGGUGGCUAAAAACUUCCGUGAGAGGAACAUUUAUAUAACCCUGAUUCCAAAUAAAGCUGAAGUGCAGAAACCUCAAGAAACACCAAAAAAAGCUGCAGCAGUUGAAGUCUCUGUCAGUGCCGAAGCAUAG
Vicia faba (fava bean) is the source of this 789-nucleotide messenger RNA. The record is from the annotation of a GenBank genome assembly. Lineage: Eukaryota; Viridiplantae; Streptophyta; Magnoliopsida; Fabales; Fabaceae.